This is a messenger RNA of Fomitopsis serialis, 415 nucleotides long. RefSeq lists its product as uncharacterized. Bases 90 to 302 code for a protein of 70 amino acids. NCBI's taxonomy places the organism in Eukaryota, Fungi, Basidiomycota, Agaricomycetes, Polyporales, Fomitopsidaceae. The record is from RefSeq and is a predicted model, not a curated record. The transcript is spliced from 2 exons.
CGUCAGCUGUCGGGAAACCAUUGAAUAUAUACGGACGAGUGAAUCAUUGGACAAAAUAGACAGUUCGGCAUAUGAUAGGCUAACCCCAGAUGGCCCUGUCAGCCACAGCGACCGAUCGUAUGCAAGCUUAUAAGAGGGGAUCAUCCCCGGAAGGACCGAGCUUGUCCUGUCCCCCCUACACAACCCGUACACAAGCGCACCUGAAGCGAUUUCCCUUCCCCAACCACCAUGAUAUUCAACAGCACUCGCCUUCCUGCCCAGACAACGUUCCAUCCCUCCCCUCAUACAAUCUGGGCGAUUGAGGCAACAACGAUGUCUACAGUGAGCUGCGCAAGUACAGAGGUCAACGGUGGAACAUGUUCCUGGCCAAGCUGCGGAUGCGCAGAGCCACCGAGAAGUAAAUAGGCCUCUUCAC